This is a messenger RNA of Prorocentrum cordatum, 773 nucleotides long. Lineage: Eukaryota; Dinophyceae; Prorocentrales; Prorocentraceae. The record is from the annotation of a GenBank genome assembly.
CCCCUCCCGGAGCUCGCAUUCCGCAGGGGCCUACCCUUGGGGGGCGCCGAUGCGGGCCCCCCGAGAGGGCCGAUCACUCGGCGGCAAGUCUUCCUUUGGACACCGCGCGCGGGCGCCGCGCACGGCCGCCCGCGCCGCGCAGACCAUCGGCUACGCGCUCUCCGUGCAGAUGGACUUCACGGCCCACUCGAGGAUGGGGGGACAGCUUGGCCUCCGCGACACGCUCGACCCGCCGGACGAUCUCCGGGACUGGUACGAGCGGAUUUUCGAGUCCACCGUUGCGCUGGAGAAACGCCUCGGCAACUCUGCGAUCCCCAUGGACAUCUUGCGCGAGUCGUACUUGUCGUUCUACACGGCCGACCACGUGAGGGUGGGGAGAAUUGCCAUGGACUUGCCGCGGAGCCCUCUGGACCCAAGGAGCGCUGGCGACCCGUUCGACCGCGGCCUGGAGACCUCAUGGAGCGGGGCCGCGUGCGCGCUGCUCGGCCAGGACGUCGUCCGGGGCCUCGGCGAAGGCGAGACGAUGCUCCGCUCCUUUCAGCAGUGGGACGCCGCCGCCUACUACGCCGACAGCCCCGACGCCGACGCGGUGUACACGCGGCACUCUGCCGUGCUGGACCCAGAGGAGCUCUGGACUUCGAGCUUCCACAGGGACUUCACCAUGCCGGAGUCAGAGGUGAAGUCGUUGGACCCGCGGGCGAGGAUGCUGUUCAGGUGCGUCAGCAAGUUCAUCGCGACCCAUGGAGCUGAGUUCGAGGGCGAAGACCUAGGCG